This is a messenger RNA of Ixodes scapularis (black-legged tick), 5200 nucleotides long. Its product is annotated as sodium/hydrogen exchanger 10. Gene Ontology annotation, biological process: proton transmembrane transport. Gene Ontology annotation, molecular function: sodium:proton antiporter activity; monoatomic ion channel activity. NCBI's taxonomy places the organism in Eukaryota, Metazoa, Arthropoda, Arachnida, Ixodida, Ixodidae. Gene Ontology annotation, cellular component: membrane. Bases 168 to 4253 code for a protein of 1361 amino acids. The record is from RefSeq and is a predicted model, not a curated record. The transcript has 26 exons.
UGCUAGAAGUCGUCUGCCAGAAAUCGUCUGCUAGAAGUCGUCUGCUGGAAGUCGGCGGCCCAUCGUCUGAUUCUGUGUGUCUGUGUGCGUGCGCCCGUGAUCUGCGCAGUCUGCUUUUGGACAGGUAGCCCAACUACACGUCUUUGAAUCCCGCGUCCGGGCUCGCGAUGGACCUGGCGGGCGGGCCCGUGGACUCGUCGCACAUGGCGGCGUCCCACCACGCGGCGCGCGAGAACGGCACCUGGGCCACGGAGCCCUUCAUGGAGAUCGAGGAAGGGGAGUUCGCCAAGGCCUCCUCGCCCAUACUCUUCCUCUUCGUCAGCUUCAUCCUUGGAGCCCUGGUGCGGUUCCUGCUGAAGCGGCUCAGCAUCCCGCUGCCGUACACGGUGGUGGUGUUCGUGUUCGGCGCCAUAAUGGGCCUGGUGUCGCACUACUACGAAUCCCUGCAGGUGUACACGUACCUCGCGCGCAUCGACCCCAAGCUGCUGCUCCACAUGUUCCUGCCCAUCCUCAUCUUCGAGUCGGCCUUCGCCAUGGAUGCCCACACCUUCGUGCGCUGCUUCAGCCAGUGCAUCCUCAUGGCCGUGCCGGGACUGCUAAUCUGCUCGGGGCUGACGGCCUUCCUGUCGGUGAACCUGUUUGUGAGCUACCAGUGGACGUGGCACAGCGCCCUCCUCUUCGGCUCCAUCCUCAGCGCCACGGACCCCGUCGCCGUCGUGGCCUUGCUCCGGGACGUCGGCACGUCCAAAAUCCUGACGACCAUCAUCGAUGGCGAGGCACUGCUGAACGACGGCUCAGCCAUCGUCAUCUACGAGGUCCUCAUGGAGCUGGCCAUGCCGGGAAAAAGCAUGACGGCCGCCGAAGUGGCCUGGAUGUUCUGCCGGAUCGCGUUCGGCGGGCCCCUGCUGGGCUUCAUCAUGGGCAAGAUAGCCGUGUGGUCGCUGUCCAAGGUGUUCAACGACUCGGUCAUCGAGAUCACCAUCACGCUCAGCUCCGCCUACGUGACCUACUACCUGGCCGAGAACGUCUUUUACGUGUCCGGCGUGCUGGCCGUCGUCGCCCUCGGGGUCGUCAUCAGCGCCAACAAAGUCAGCAUCAGUCCCGAGGUCGAAGAGUUUGUGCACAGCUUCUGGGAGAUGCUGUCGUACCUGGCCAACACGCUCAUCUUCAUCAUCGUGGGCGUGGUGAUCACGGAGCGCUCGCUGUCCUUCAUCGAGAAGAACGACCUGUUCCUCAUCCUCAUCACCUACAUCGGCAUCACCGUCUUCAGACUGGUGAUGAUAGGCAUCCUGAGCCCGAUUCUGACACGGCUGGGCUACGGCCUCAAGUGGCAGGACGCCGUCGUGAUGACCUGGGGAGGCCUGAGGGGUGCCGUGGGACUGGCCCUGGCGCUGUCGGUCGCCGAGAGCCGCUACAUCAACCGGGAAACCAUCGGCAACAAGAUCCUGAUCCAAGUGUCGGGAAUCGUCAUCUUGACCCUUCUCGUGAACGCCACCACCACCAACUUCCUCCUAAGGAUAUUGGGCAUGAAUGCCCUGUCCCCCUGGAAGCGGUCCAACAUGGCCAACGCCGUGCGGCACCUGCGCGAGGUGCAGAAGCGGGCCCUGCAGGUGCACCAGGAGGACGUGUUCCUCACCGACGCCGACUGGAAGUACGUGGACAACUACACCGCCAUCGGGAAUCCCUACGACCCCAAGGACGCGGACCACCCGGAGCAGCCGCCCGAGGAGAACGGGGACGUGCCCAACGGCGCCCUGCCGGCGUACAUGUUCCGCAAGCUGAGCCACAUGUCCCUGUGCCCGGACUGCUCGGAGCACCACCUGUGCCAGCCCUCGCAGCAGGAGAAGGACGAGAUGCUCAAUGAGGCACGCAUCCGCAUGAUCUCCGCCCAGAAGGUACACUACUGGCGACAGUUCGAGAGCGGUCUGCUGCUUCGGGAAAGUGCGUCGGUUCUGAACUCUGCUGCUGAUGCUGUUGCUGACAAAGCGGGAACGUUCAUAACCGUGGCAGAGUUGCGCAAGAACUGGGAGAUCAACCGAGUCUACAAGUGGCUGCAAGACCACUUGGUGGAGCCCGUGACGGAGAAGAACAACUACACCAAGUCCCGCUGGCAGAAGAAGAUGCCCGAGCAGCGCUGGCGCAAGCCCUUCUACUCGGCCACGCACCACACCGCCUUCAACUUCGUGCUCAGCCUGCUCCUCGUCGCCGACGUGGCCUGCACCGUGGCCGAGCUGGUGCUCCGACUGGGCGAGUGCGGGCGCUGCUACGCUACCACCGUGUUACGCUGGACCAACCUGGGCUUCGUCACCUUCUACUUCUUCGAGCUCGUCUUCAAGCUCUUGGGCCGUGGCCUGCGUGCCCACUUCCACAGCUACUGGAACGUGCUGGACUUCGUGGUGCUGUGGGUGUCCAUCGCGUCGGCGGCCAUCGAGAUCGAGAUGGAGCUGUCCGACUCCUGGUACUCGGAGUACAUCGUGCUGCUCCGCCUCUGCAGGCUCUUCAGGCUCAUGCACUUCAAGAGACUGCUCAGGCUCUUCCUGCCAGUGGGCACCAAGGUGGCAGACGUGGUAAACCACCGGGUGAACGAGCAGCUGACGGCUGGCUACGACAUCGGCCGGGGCUUCAUGAUGGGCCAGUACGAGGUGGGAAAGUUCCUGGAUCAGAUGGUCGACUACCAGCCAAUCGCGGAUCGGCUCAAGAAGAUCUGCGGCGACAGCAGGCUCGAGAUCCUUCGCGAGCUUGCGGCCCUCCAGGACAAGUACCCCAAGGUGGCGGUGGCGGUGAAGACUCGACGGGCGGUGAGACACGUGCUCAACUCGACCAGGGACGAGCUCAUAGAGCUGAAGGAAGCCGGCAUGCUGGACGACGGCGUCUUCCACUCCCUCCUCCAGGAGAUUGAGGAGAAGAUGAUGCGUCUCCACUCGGCGCCGACGAGCAUCGUACCCGCUCCUCCGACCGAGCUGCUCAAGAACGUCAACUGGAUCAAGGGCAACGAGGAACUCUUCAACUACUUCCAGGAGAAGGUGAUCUUGCAGAGCUACCCAUCGGGCUGGAGCCUGGGCAAGGAAGGCGAAGAGCCAAAUGGAAUCUACGUCAUCGUCUGCGGUGUUGUCAAGAUCGAAGGCACGGUGACCGAGAAAGACGGCGGCAGCCUGCCCAACACGGACUCGUACCACUGGUUCAUGAGCCAGGGCCACCUCCAAGACCUGCUCACCGUGGGAGCAGUCCUGGGUGAACUCGGGGUGCUCACCAAGAAGUCCCGUCAGACGAGGGCCACGUGCGAGACUGACGUCAGGGCCUUCCAUGUGCCUCAGAGCGUGAUGCUGGAGGCGAUUCAGCGCUUCAGCCGACACCCGUCUCUAGAAUACCGCCUCUGGCGAAGCUGCGCUCUCAAGGUGGCAAGAAGCGUACUGAGCGUCGAGCCAAAAUACGAGAACUGGUCCCCGAACAAGCUGAUGAUGCACCUGGACCAUGCCUUCCUGCCGGACCUGAGCACGGUCAACAGCUACCUGGUGCGCCCCAGCAUGACGGACGUCAUCCUGGUCCAGGGGGUGGCCACCGACGUGAACAACGCCGACGAGUUCUUGGGACCCGUCUACAUCCCGAGCACAGUGUACUCCAUUACUCUGAGGAAAAAUGUUUACAACGACCGGACAAUCUUGGUGAUAGUGGGCGACGAGAACUUCACGCCGGAUCCCAACCUGGACUGGUCCGGCACCAGCCAGCGAAGGGGCAGCAUCAUGAACAACUUCGGCCUCUGCCUGUUGCACGACGUCCGGAGGCGGCAGUCUGUGCUGCUCGAUGAAGACAACCCCAGAGGGCGCUCGUGGUCCGACAACUUCCGCAAGCGGUUCUUGUCCAAUGCGGACUCGACGCUGCAGCUGACGCCGGGCAAGCGUCGUCUGUCCAUGUUCAGCACCGGCGAGAAGUCGGGCAUCGACAACCCUUCCUUCGUCACAGAAAAGCCGGAUUUCCAGAAUGAGACCAAACCGAGGUCUUGGACGGACAAGUUCCGGGUGCGGUUCGGACCAACCGAGCUCAUGGCGCCCGGCAGUGGUGGCGGUGGCAUGCCAGACCGAGCGAACCGGCGCAUGUCCAUGUUCAGCCGCAUGGAGAGGAUCAACAGCUAUGGCAACGUUACCGAGUUGCAGGACAAUGGAAACGGAGAAUCGAAGCCGGCGGAGCAACAAAACGGCAACACGGCUGACGACACCACAAAGAAAGUGCCCGAGAUUGUGUUCAGCCAUUUCUGAGUGUGCCGCGAAAACAAACUCUAGUGACUUGCACGACGAAGGCUGCAAGCUACACCAACAAUGCAACGCAGUGUCUACGAGCAGUGACUAAGAGACAAGCUUUGACUUGGGCUUCGAGGCCGAAAGACUGCCGAUGCCACGAGGGGGAGCCAUUGGACAGGGGCGUCACCAGUCACGUCAUCGGGCGCUACCUCCGCCUCACCCCAUCAUGUUGAAGACUUGUUUUGUGACGUACCUCACCACUCACCAUCGCUCAUCCCGCAACACCGUGCCAACUGUGACUCAAACUGUUCGUGUAGGGAGAGAACAGACAAGCCGACCGGCAAACAUUGCUCCAGAUACUUUUCGCACAAAACCUCGUCGGCACCACGUCUGCGUGAUGCUCGGGCAAUAGCCUGGUGUCGCGAGUUGCCGGGACGUAGAAACCCUUCUCACGAUUUCACGGCACUGUGACUGUGAAAUGGACGAACAACCUUCUUUUUUUACAGCGGAGCUGUUAAGGGUUAGUUUCCCCGGUACCGUGUCCGUCAGCAAACAAAUGAUGACACAAAACUUCUGGACAGCUACCGCCAUCUAUAAACGACGGCGGCAACCAGACGAUCGGCUUGCCGGUUGUCUGGUUGCCGCUAUCGCUCAUAGAUGGCGCAACCUUUCCAGCCUUUCCACUCUGGCUUGCCGACCUGCGGCCGGCCAAUACUUCAUUCCCACCAUAGUACAGCUUCGCUGGUCUUCCUUUAUCACCAGAGUGGAAGGGCUGAAAGUAUUUUUUAGACAGAGAUGACUCCGGUCACAAGACAUCUGCAGAGUUUUUACCUCCACCAAAAGCUUGCGUGUAAAGGGAAAACAAAUGUUUAUGUAAUAUAUUUUAAAAUAGGCCGCAGCAAGCUUAAGCUCCAAUACAUUUUUUAUGGCAUUUUUAUAGAUUAAAAAUCUACGCUUGUUACCUA